Messenger RNA from Falco peregrinus (peregrine falcon), 2477 nucleotides. It is a transcript of the gene ABCE1, whose product is annotated as ATP binding cassette subfamily E member 1. The record is from RefSeq and is a predicted model, not a curated record. Gene Ontology annotation, molecular function: ATP binding; ATP hydrolysis activity; ribosomal small subunit binding. Bases 198 to 1997 code for a protein of 599 amino acids. NCBI's taxonomy places the organism in Eukaryota, Metazoa, Chordata, Aves, Falconiformes, Falconidae. The transcript has 18 exons. Gene Ontology annotation, biological process: translational termination; ribosomal subunit export from nucleus; translational initiation.
CCCUGCGGGGGCGGCGGCCAUCUUGGCCGGGUGGCAGCGGCGGGAGCACGUUGCGUGCCGGCCCGCGGGACAGGGGAGGCGGUUCCCCGCUGUGGCCCGGCCCGGGGUGCGGGGGCGCCUCGCUCUCUCCCCCGUUUCCCGAUCUGGAAGAUUCCCACUACUCCUCAGAAUUGGUGUUUAACCUGAAAUUGUGCAUUAUGGCAGACAAAUUAACAAGAAUUGCUAUUGUCAACCAUGACAAGUGUAAGCCAAAGAAAUGCCGUCAGGAAUGCAAGAAGAGUUGUCCUGUGGUUCGAAUGGGCAAACUCUGCAUAGAAGUCACAUCACAGAGCAAAAUAGCGUGGAUCUCAGAAACACUUUGUAUUGGUUGUGGUAUAUGCAUCAAGAAAUGUCCUUUUGGAGCCUUGUCAAUUGUUAACUUACCUAGCAACCUGGAGAAAGAAACAACACACAGAUAUUGUGCCAAUGCCUUCAAACUUCACAGGUUGCCUAUCCCUCGUCCAGGUGAAGUACUGGGAUUGGUUGGAACCAAUGGUAUUGGAAAAUCAACUGCCUUGAAAAUUUUAGCAGGAAAACAGAAGCCAAAUCUUGGAAAAUACGAUGAUCCACCUGACUGGCAAGAAAUUUUGACUUAUUUCCGAGGAUCUGAAUUACAAAAUUAUUUUACCAAGAUCCUGGAAGAUGACCUGAAAGCUAUCAUUAAACCUCAGUACGUGGACCAGAUCCCUAAAGCUGCAAAGGGAACAGUGGGAUCAAUUCUGGAUAGGAAGGAUGAAACUAAGACACAAACUGUUGUAUGUCAGCAACUUGACUUAACCCAUCUGAAAGAAAGAAAUGUUGAGGACCUUUCAGGAGGAGAACUUCAGAGAUUUGCUUGUGCGGUUGUUUGCAUUCAGAAGGCUGAUAUCUUCAUGUUUGAUGAACCUUCUAGCUACCUGGAUGUCAAGCAGCGCUUGAAGGCUGCCAUUACUAUUCGAUCCCUAAUAAACCCUGACAGGUACAUUAUUGUUGUAGAGCAUGAUCUAAGUGUGUUAGAUUAUCUCUCUGACUUUAUCUGCUGCCUGUAUGGUGUGCCAAGUGCUUACGGUGUCGUUACUAUGCCUUUCAGCGUAAGAGAAGGCAUAAACAUUUUCUUAGAUGGCUAUGUUCCAACAGAGAAUCUAAGGUUUCGAGAUGCAUCUCUGGUAUUUAAAGUGGCUGAGACAGCUAAUGAAGAAGAAGUUAAAAAGAUGUGUAUGUACAAAUAUCCAGGAAUGAAAAAAAAGAUGGGAGAAUUUGAACUAUCCAUAGUAGCUGGAGAAUUCACGGAUUCUGAAAUUAUGGUGAUGCUGGGGGAAAACGGAACUGGCAAAACUACGUUUAUCCGGAUGCUUGCAGGAAGACUUACACCUGAUGAAGGAGGUGAGGUCCCAGUUUUAAAUGUCAGCUACAAACCACAGAAGAUCAGUCCUAAAUCUACAGGAAGUGUCCGGCAGCUGCUGCAUGAGAAGAUUAGAGAUGCCUAUACCCACCCCCAGUUUGUAACUGAUGUAAUGAAACCCCUUCAAAUAGAAAACAUCAUUGACCAGGAGGUUCAGACAUUGUCUGGUGGUGAGUUGCAGCGCGUUGCAUUAGCUCUGUGUCUUGGUAAACCUGCAGAUGUCUACCUAAUUGACGAACCUUCGGCGUAUUUGGACUCUGAACAACGUCUAAUGGCUGCUAGAGUCAUUAAACGUUUCAUUCUCCAUGCUAAAAAAACAGCUUUUGUGGUAGAACAUGAUUUUAUCAUGGCUACAUAUCUUGCUGAUCGUGUGAUUGUUUUUGAUGGCAUUCCUUCCAAGAAUACACUUGCAAACAGUCCACAGACUCUUUUGGCUGGAAUGAAUAAGUUUUUAUCUCAACUCGAAAUCACUUUUAGAAGAGACCCCAACAAUUACAGACCAAGAAUAAACAAACUCAAUUCCAUCAAGGAUGUGGAACAAAAGAAGAGUGGAAACUACUUUUUCCUGGAUGACUAAAUACUGAAUCGGAGCAUCUUCGUAACUGGCAUGUAGAAAUGCAUAUUGGAACCUAAACAUGUGUCGAUGAGAAGGCUCAAUCAGGUUUUAGAACGCUUAAUCAUUUGGAGCUUAAAAUCUCUUGCUGCGUGUAACAUCUGAGACCAGUAGCAGUGUAAAUCCUAGUCCAAGUAAAACUGCCACUUUCUAUAUUUUGGUGACACAGCCCUAUUUUCAGUGUAAUAAUUUCGAAAUAGACCACCUUGAAAUUGUACAAAUGAGUCUCCUGAUUUUUCAAAAUUUAAGGGAGGUUUUCACUUCAAUAUAUCCUACUCAUGUACCAAGUACUGACUGAACUUCCUCAUUUUAAAAAUCUUUGAAGCUGUUUGGCAUUUAAGAGGGAAGCCUACCAAGAAUGUCAAGCUACAGAAGCAACUCCUGUUUUAAAAAGGUUGAAUCUCUCUGGAUGAGGGUGUCAUAAAUAAAUAUCCUCCUAACUUA